CAGCAUAAAGUUUGGAAUAAUCAAUCUCUUCAUCCAACAUUCCAAGCCAUUGCCUUCCUUCUUUCCUUUAUAUAUCCUCGAUCUCUUUAGCAGAAAGAAAAAAAACACAACAAACUAUGUCUUCCUUUUCACUUAAACUGUCAAUUAUGUUUGCCAUAUUUUCGUUGUUUUCGAGGUCCAACGCUCAACUGAGCGCCACGUUUUAUGAUAGCACAUGCCCCAACGUGUCAGCCGUUGUACGUGGGGUGAUUGAGGAGGCUGCACAAAAUGACGUCCGAAUUGGCGCCAAACUCAUCCGCCUUCAUUUCCACGAUUGCUUUGUUGACGGUUGUGAUGGCUCAGUUUUGCUAGACAACGCUGAUGGCAUAGAUAGCGAGAAAGAUGCAGCGCCAAAUAACGGCUCAUUAGAUGGAUUUUCGGUGGUUGAUGACAUCAAAACUGCGGUAGAGAAUGUCUGCCCAGGAGUCGUUUCAUGCGCAGAUAUCUUAGCCAUUGCUUCUCAGAUAUCGGUUUCUUUGGCGGGAGGCCAGACGUGGGAAGUUCAACUGGGAAGAAGAGAUAGCAGGACUGCAAACCAAGCAGGAGCUAAUAGUAAUCUUCCAGGCCCUUCCGAAGGCCUUGCCAAUAUUACAUCCAAAUUUAGUAACGUGGGACUUAAUACUACUGACGUAGUUGCUUUAUCCGGUGCACAUACAUUUGGACGGGCACGGUGCGUGUCCUUCAGCGGCCGCCUUUACGACUUCCAAAGUACAGGAAAUCCGGAUCCUACCAUAAAUGCGACAUACUUGGAAACGCUUCGCCAAACAUGUCCUCAAGGCGGGGAUGCAAAUACGUUAGCCAACCUUGAUCAGGCAACGCCGAAUGACUUUGAUAAUAACUACUUCACAAACCUGCAAAACAACAAAGGGCUUCUCCAAAGUGAUCAAGAGCUGUUUUCGACAACUGGGGCUGACACAAUUGAUAUUGUAAACCGUUUUGCUAAUAAUCAGAGUGAAUUCUUUGACAGCUUUGGCCAAUCAAUGAUAAAAAUGGGAAAUAUAAGCCCCCUCACAGGAAGCAAUGGGGAGAUUAGGUCAGAUUGCAAAAGGGUCAACUGAUCAAGUAUAAUUUAAAACUAGCUAUGAACUUUUUAAUUAGGAUAUUACCAAAUGAAAUAUAUAUAUUUGAAUC
Molecule: messenger RNA, 1170 nt
Organism: Corylus avellana
Lineage: Eukaryota; Viridiplantae; Streptophyta; Magnoliopsida; Fagales; Betulaceae
Product: peroxidase 15
Biological process (GO): response to oxidative stress; hydrogen peroxide catabolic process
Molecular function (GO): heme binding; peroxidase activity
Source: RefSeq, a predicted model, not a curated record